Messenger RNA from Vidua macroura (Pin-tailed whydah), 4092 nucleotides. RefSeq names its product hephaestin (gene HEPH). The transcript has 21 exons. NCBI's taxonomy places the organism in Eukaryota, Metazoa, Chordata, Aves, Passeriformes, Viduidae. Gene Ontology annotation, molecular function: copper ion binding; oxidoreductase activity. Gene Ontology annotation, cellular component: plasma membrane. Gene Ontology annotation, biological process: iron ion transport. Bases 121 to 3588 code for a protein of 1155 amino acids. The record is from RefSeq and is a predicted model, not a curated record.
CCCCUUUGUCCCUCCCGGGCUGGUCCCCGCCGGCGCUCCCGCGUCCCGCUCUGCAGCCCCGCCGCGCCGCCUCCCGCUCCGCACGUGUAGCUUCCAAAAACGCCUUCCCUUCAGGCUGAGAUGGGAUCUGUCUGGUGGCUGCUUCUCUGCAUCCCCAUGCUGUCACCCACAUUUGCUGGGGGUGUGAUCCGAGUUUAUUACCUGGGGAUCCACGAGGUGGACUGGAACUAUGCUCCAACGGGGAGGAAUGUGCUCGCUAACCAGAGUAUUGCACGUAACCGCCAGGCCUCAGCAUUCCUGCAGUCUGGGAAAGACAGGGUGGGAAGCACCUACAAGAAAUCUGUCUAUAAGCAAUACACGGACUCCACAUACACCACUGAGAUCCCCAAACCUGUCUGGCUGGGGUUCCUCGGGCCUGUCAUCCGAGCAGAAGUGGGGGAUACCAUUCAAGUACACCUAAAAAAUUUUGCUACUCGACCAUAUACAAUCCAUCCUCAUGGUGUUUUCUACAAAAAGGACUCUGAAGGAUCCCUGUAUCCUGAUAUGUCCCCCCAGGAUCAGAAGAAGGAUGAUGCUGUUUUCCCAGGAAAGAAUUACACCUAUACUUGGACUGUCCCUGAAGAUCACAGUCCAACUGAUGAUGACCCAAACUGCUUGACCUGGAUCUACCACUCUCAUAUUGAUGCACCAAGGGACAUUGCAUCUGGGUUAAUUGGGCCUUUACUUACAUGUAAGACAGGAACACUGACUGGUAGCUCUCAAAGACGCUGGGAUGUGGAUGUUGAUUUUUUUCUGAUGUUCAGUGUGGUGGAUGAGAACCUAAGCUGGUACCUGGAUGAGAACAUUGCAUCAUUCUGCACAGAUCCUGGCUCUGUGGACAAAGAAGAUGAAGAAUUCCAGGAAAGCAACAAAAUGCACGCUAUUAAUGGUUAUGUGUUUGGCAACCUCCCUGAGCUGAAGAUGUGUGCUGGGGAUUCUGUUUCAUGGUACCUCUUCGGGAUGGGCAAUGAAAUUGAUGUUCACACAGCCUACUUCCAUGGAGAGACACUCAAAAUCCGGGGCCACAGGACAGACGUGGCCAGCCUAUUCCCAGCCACUUUUGUUACAGCAGAUAUGAUCCCCAGGAACCCUGGGAGAUGGCUGUUGAGCUGCCAGGUCAAUGAUCACAUACAAGCUGGGAUGGGGGCACUCUAUGAAGUCCGGCCCUGCUCUCGGCAAGCUGCAGCACCCAGCCUGGAAGGGAGAGUUCGGAAAUACUUCAUAGCUGCCAAGGAGGUGCAGUGGGACUACGGACCCUCGGCGCUCGACCGGCUCAGUGGGAAACAGCUCACUGACACUGGCAGUCCUGCUGAGCAGUAUUUCAAGCGUAGCCUCUACCGCAUUGGGGGUGUCUAUUGGAAGGCAAAGUAUGUGGAAUAUACUGAUGAGAGCUUUCGUGAGGAAAAGCAGCAAUCAGAAGAAGAGAAACACCUUGGAAUACUUGGUCCAGUGAUCAAAGCUGAAGUCGGAGACACCAUCCUGGUGACAUUUUUUAACAAAGCCUCCUGGCCCUUCAGCAUCCAGCCACAUGGAGUGUCCUAUGGGAAGGCAUCAGAAGGGAUGUGGUACCAUGAUGGCCUGUCCCAGAGUGGGGUUUCUGUGGCACCACUGCACAACUUCACGUACCGCUGGACUGUGCCAAGGCACGUGGGGCCCACGUCCAGCGACCCUCCCUGCCUCACCUGGCUGUACAGCUCGGCUGCAAAUCCUGUCAAAGACUCCAGCUCAGGCUUAGUGGGGCCUCUGCUCAUCUGCAAGUCAGGCACUUUGGAUGACAACAACAAGCAGAAAGGGAUCGACAAAGAAUUUUAUCUUCUCUUCAACGUGUUUGAUGAGAACCUCAGCUGGUAUUUGAAUGCCAACAUAAAGUACUACUUGAGGAUGGAAGAGACAUCUGUGAAAAAGGAUGAUGGUUUUGAGGAAUCCAACAGGAUGCAUGCCAUCAAUGGACUUAUGUUUGGUAACUUGCCUGGACUGGACGUGUGUGAAGGAGACAAAGUGUCCUGGCACCUCCUGGGCUUGGGCAGCGAAGCAGAUGUACACAGAGCUGUGUUUCAGGGAAACACCAUGCAGAUGAACGGGAUGCGGAGGGAUUCAGCCAGUCUGUUCCCCCACACGUUUGCCACUGCUUUCAUGCAGCCUGAUAACAGUGGGACUUUUGAGAUCUACUGCCAGACGAGCAAUCACUACCAGUCUGGGAUGAGGCAACAGUACAACGUUUCCAAGUGUGGAAGGACGGGCAGUGCCUCUGCCCAUCGCUACAGGGGAGUGCGGAUGUUCUACAUCGCGGCGGAGGAGGUGCUGUGGGACUACGCACCCGACCGCAGCUGGGAGAGGGAGCGGCACAACCACUCUGCAGAGAGCUAUGCUGACGUGUUUCUGAGCAAUGAGGAUGGACUGCUCGGCUCCAGGUACAAGAAAGCAGUUUACAGGGAGUACACGGAUGGCACUUUCCAAACCCCCAAGGCCAGGAUAAGUGGUGACGAGCACCUAGGGAUACUGGGCCCUUUUCUGUGGGCGGAAGUGGGUGAUAUUCUCAACAUCGUGUUCAAGAACAACGCCUCGCGACCCUACUCCGUCCAUGCACACGGGGUGCUGGAGCAGCAGGCUGGACAGCCCCAGGUGGCAAACCCUGGUGACAUUGUGACAUACCGGUGGGAAGUUCCUGAGAGAUCUGGUCCAGGGCCAAAUGAUUCAGCCUGUGUUCCUUGGAUCUACUACUCUGCAGUGGACCCAGUAAAGGAUAUGUACAGUGGGCUGAUCGGGCCCCUGAAGGUCUGCCAGAGAGGAGCCCUGCAGUCCAGUGGGACCAGGAAGGAUGUAAAGAGGGAGUUUGCUCUGCUCUUCCUGGUUUUUGAUGAAAAUCAGUCCUGGUACUUGGAGGAGAAUGUGGAACGUUUCAGUAAGGGAAAUCACAAGGAGAUCAACCUGCUGGAUGAGAAAUUUGUGGAAAGCAACAAAAUGCACGCAAUCAAUGGCAGGCUCUAUGCCACCUUGCCUGGGCUGACCAUGUACCAGGGAGAGAGGGUGAACUGGUAUCUGCUGGGAAUGGGUCACGAGGUUGAUGUCCACACGGUCCAUUUCCAUGCUGAGACCUUCAUAUACAAGAAUGGCAAAAGCUACAGAGCAGAUGUUGUGGAUUUGUUCCCUGGGACCUUUGAAAUGGUGGAGAUGCUGGUUGGGAACCCGGGGACAUGGCUGCUUCACUGUCAUGUGUCUGACCAUAUCCAUGCUGGGAUGGAGAUCCUCUUCACUGUCCUGCCUAGAGGAGAGUCAGAGCUGGAAGACUUGACUGCCACCCCAGGGUUGCUGCUUGAGGGUGAGGAUGAGUCCCAGAAGGUGAUACUUUUUGGAUCUAAGGUGACCCAAGAGCAGAUAGAGGCCACAGUCAUCUCUCUGGCUGUUGUAGGAGUCCUGCUGCUCCUGGCUGCUGGUGUCUUCCUGGGAGCAGUCAUCCAUCUCGAGAGGCAAAGGAGGUUACGACGCAAUCGGAGAUCCAUCCUGGAUGACGGAUUCAAACUCGUGUCUCAAAAGAAUUCUGGUCUCUGAAAGCCAUGUACAAACAUUGGGCUGUGUGCUUGGAGCAGGGGCUGGAUCCUUGUCCACAGCAAAGAUUUUGGGGCAUCAUUUCAACUGUGCACUGUACUUCUAGAAGCUGAGGAGGGAAAAGCUGGAGCACUGACCUCUUCAUAUAUUCUCCUCAGCCCUCUGUAAAGAAAAUCCAGGAGAGAUCCAAGGACCCUAUGAACUGACUAAAGACAAAUAAUGAUUAAAAAAGGUCCUUCUGGAAUACUCUCCUUCCCCAGGGAAGAGAGGGGACAUUUUCUUCUGUCCAGAACAGCUCCAAUUGGUCUUUCCUAGCAGAAUAGCUUAGGCCAGAUUCCAGUCUUGCUCCAUUGCCAGAACCGAGUUGGGAACUGUCUCCCAAGAAACUGUGAACCAUUAAUGUAAUUAAUUUGAAGGAGAGAAAAAUAAUAUUUUCAGUUUUGUCAAUCAAUGAAGAAUACAGAAAAAAGAUGGUUAAUUUAGAGUUGGAUUGCUGUUUUUGAUGAG